AUUAGGCAGCCAUACUUUCUUUGUACUGAUUAUUUGACUGCUGCUUAUCAAUUUGACGUCAUGUAAGAAAAUAACUAGUGUUAAAAUAUCUGAUAAGAAAGUAAUGUGUGAAAUAUAUAAUAUUUAGUGCAUGAAUGGAAUGAUUUAAUCUACAAUGAAUCGCAAAUUGUGAAAUAAUUUGAUUAUGCGGUAAUAAGCUAUGCAACCUAAGGAACGUGAUUUAAAAUUUUAAUGUAUGCAGGGAAAUGAUGGAGACAAAAUGUUGUGCAAAGUUGUGGUCGAUAUAGUGCUUGAGAUAUAAUGCUUGAGAUGGAUAGUUUUGCGCGUAAUUGUUGGUACGAGCACGUCUGUUUUAUUGUUUUCAAUUAUUUUUUUUAGUAGACUUGGUUGUCGCUCGUCUCUGUCGUCAGUUUCGAUGAAAAAGUGCUUCAGUUUGCGUUGAGCAGUUGUUGGGGGCGGAUGCAAGCGUAUGCCCUCACGACUUUGAAACACCGAUGAUUCAGGACAUACUGAAGACGGACCACAGUGAUAACAAAUGAACAUUUCUGACUUUGUAUUAGAAGAAAAAUACUCAAGGAAGAUGAAGGAAAGGAACUGCGAAUCGUCGCCGAAGUCUAGGAAACACGGUGAACCAAAGUCGAGCAGUUUCAAUACGAUCAAUGAGAAGGAGGUGGACGACAUCUCCUUAGAGCUAUUCUACAAGCCGCACACUAUCACGCUGCUGGCCAUCUCCAUCGGCGUCGUCAUCUACACGGCUUUCGUCAGGAGCACAGCAAAUGUGGAGAACAACAUCUGGGCUGGCAUGCUUUGCUGCGUGUUCUUCUUUGUGAUAGUGUCGGUACUGGCUUUCCCAAAUGGUCCAUUCACGAGGCCGCAUCCGUCGGUGUGGAGGAUCGUGUUCGGUUUGAGCGUACUCUACCUUCUAGGAAUGCUUUUCCUGCUCUUCCAGAACUACGAGACGGUGCGUUCGAUCCUUCUGUGGUUGGAUCCGAAUCUGGCCAAUUUCCAUAUAGACAUGGACAAGGAGUACGCGAUCAACUGCUCGGACAUUACGAUAGAGCGGGUGUGGAGUCACGUGGACGUCUUCGCCGUGGGUCACUAUUUGGGUUGGAUGUUCAAGGCGGUGCUUAUCCGACACAUGGGUAUCCUGUGGGCCGUGAGUGUGAUGUGGGAAAUCACGGAGGUGGCGUUUGCCCAUCUUCUGCCCAACUUUAAGGAGUGCUGGUGGGAUGCGCUUAUCCUCGACGUGCUCGUCUGCAACGGAUUCGGAAUUUGGUGCGGCUUGAAGAUCUGCAAAAUCCUGGAGAUGCGCGAGUACAAGUGGGUCGGCAUCAGAGAUAUCCAUUCGACGACCGGCAAAAUUAAACGCGCGAUGCUGCAGUUUACACCGGAGAGUUUCACCUCAGUGCGUUGGCUAGACCCAAAGUGCUCAUACAUGCGAAUCGUGGCGCUCUGUCAGCUGGUCAUCUUCUGGCAGACGAGCGAGCUGAACACUUUCUUCCUGAAGCACAUCUUUGAAAUGCCAGCCUCCCAUCCGUUCGUCACUGGCCGCCUGAUCCUGAUCGGCGUCAUCGUUGCGCCCUCCGUGCGUCAGUACUACAGUUACAUCACAGACACUUCAUGCACCCGAGUGGGCACCCAGUGCUGGGUGUACGGCUGCAUAAUGGUUGCAGAAGCUUUGCUCUGCAUUAAGCAUGGUCAGCAGCUGUUUGAGCAGACCCAAGCUAUGAACAUUGUUGUCUGGCUCCUCAUUCAGCUAAUCGUGACCGUUCUUUUUAUCGUCGGAUGCGUCGUCUGCAACAAGUAUUUCCGCAAAGGGGAAUACGCAUCGCGCGACAAUAGUCCCACGAAGCAUCAGAAGAAAUCCAAAAUCCAUUAGCAAAUAGCCGAUCAGCGAUUAAACCAAGAGAGAGAGAGAGUACAAAGUAUAAUUCAUUAUAAUCAUAAGGCUGCUCCCUGAAUACUGAAAACUUUUUGUAUUUCCUUUCGCCUCUCGAAUGGAGGAUGGUCGUUUUACUAUUUCAUGAUCAUCCCAUGCUAAUGAAACGAAGGGAGCUUUUUGUUUUCAGUGCCAUCCGACUACUAUUAUUACAUUUAGUUUACCAAUGUCAAAGUUGUUACCAUUUUUUUUUGUUUCUUCCAGAUGUUAAAUACUUUAAUGCAGAUAUAUAUGUAUUUAUAUAUAUAUAUUUGUGAACUUCUCGAGUGCCGUAUGUGCGUGUGUGUAUAUGUGUGUAUUAUGCGUGCUUGUGCUGGGAUAUGUCGAAAUGUGCGCCGAGUAAGUGUACCCUGUAAAUAAUAAGAAAAUACCGUAAAACAGACGAUUGUUGAAUACUUGUUAAUAAUUAUGUUUGAUUUUUUAACAAUAAACAAUUUCAUCUAA
Messenger RNA from Nicrophorus vespilloides, 2383 nucleotides. It is a transcript of the gene l(3)77CDf, whose product is annotated as phosphatidylserine synthase 1. Lineage: Eukaryota; Metazoa; Arthropoda; Insecta; Coleoptera; Silphidae. The record is from RefSeq and is a predicted model, not a curated record. Gene Ontology annotation, molecular function: L-serine-phosphatidylethanolamine phosphatidyltransferase activity. Gene Ontology annotation, biological process: phosphatidylserine biosynthetic process. The coding region runs from base 536 to 1879 and encodes 447 amino acids. The transcript is spliced from 2 exons.